AUGGGCCUUUUCGGCCACAUGCGCAUCCACGAGAGCGGCCUUGACCGCACUCCCGACACACCCACCACAUCCACCGUGCACACCCCCACCUUCGUUCCAUCCGUCCGCGCCACCACCACCACCGCCUCCUCUGUAGCUGACACUGACACCGCUGACUUCUCAUGUCCACACUGUCUACGCACAUUCGCCUCACGCAUCGGCCUGGUCGGUCACUUGCGAAUCCAUCGCACAGAGACUGGCGACCCAGUGCCUGGAGCACCCACCUAUACCCACCAAGCUCGUCUCAACUGCCCACACUGA
Molecule: messenger RNA, 300 nt
Organism: Spirometra erinaceieuropaei
Lineage: Eukaryota; Metazoa; Platyhelminthes; Cestoda; Diphyllobothriidea; Diphyllobothriidae
Source: the annotation of a GenBank genome assembly